Messenger RNA from Drosophila eugracilis, 1543 nucleotides. RefSeq names its product serendipity locus protein delta. Gene Ontology annotation, cellular component: nucleus. Lineage: Eukaryota; Metazoa; Arthropoda; Insecta; Diptera; Drosophilidae. The transcript has a single exon. The record is from RefSeq and is a predicted model, not a curated record. Bases 135 to 1433 code for a protein of 432 amino acids.
GUUGCAUUUCACGCGUUUUAGUAUAGCUUCCGAUAUUCUUUCAUUUUGCCAACUCUAUUAAAUCCUCAAUAAAUUUCCUCCCUGAGGUUGUAAACAAUAAAUAAACAAGGUUAACCCGGAAUCCGCCCGCCGCAAUGGACACCUGCUUCUUUUGCGGCGCAGUGGAGCUGAGCGAUGCGGGCUCCUCCAGUUCGAGUUCCAUGCGCUACGAGAAGCUGUCGGCCAAAGUGCCAUCGUCGCAAAAAACAGUGUCUCUGGUGCUCACUCACCUGGCCAACUGCAUUCAAACGUCUCUGGACCUGAAUCCCAGUUCCAAGCUAUGUCCGAGGUGUUUCCAAGAGCUAUCGGAAUACGACACCAUUAUGGUUAACCUGAUGACCACCCAGAAGCGGCUCACUAAUCAGCUGAGGGGAGCUCUAAAGUCUGAGUUUGAGGUUCCGGAGUCUGGCGAAGAUCUACUUGUAGAGGAAGUGGAGGUUCCACAAAGUGAUGUUGACACAGAAGGCGAUGCCGAAGCAGAUGCCCUUUUCGUAGAGCUAGUCAAGGAGCAGGAUGAGUCCGACACCGAAAUAAAAAGGGAAUUCGAGGACGAGGAGGAUGACGACGACGAUGAGGAGUUCAUCUGCGAGGAGGUGGAGGUGGGCGACACCGAGGCCCAGUUUAGCAAACCCUUCGAAAGCGAGGACAAACCCAUGAAGAAACGCGUUAAGCAGGAGUGCGGCACCUGUGGAAAGGUUUACAGCUCCUGGUAUCAGCUGCAAAAGCACACAAGCGAGGAGCACUCCAAGCAGCCAAACCACAUCUGUCCCAUUUGCGGAGUAAUCCGGCGAGAUGAGGAGUACCUUGAGCUGCAUAUGAACCUCCACGAGGGCAAGACGGAGAAGCAGUGCCGCUACUGCCCCAAGAGCUUCUCGCGACCAGUGAACACUCUGCGCCAUAUGCGCAUGCACUGGGACAAAAAGAAGUACCAGUGCGAAAAGUGCGGCUUGAGGUUCUCGCAGGACAACCUGUUAUACAACCACAGACUGCGACACGAGGCCGAGGAGAAUCCCAUCAUCUGCAGCAUAUGCAAUGUAUCCUUUAAAUCGCGCAAGACAUUCAACCAUCACACGCUCAUUCACAAGGAGAACCGGCCAAGGCACUACUGCUCGGUAUGUCCCAAGUCAUUUACCGAGCGGUACACCCUUAAGAUGCACAUGAAGACGCACGAAGGCGAUGUCGUAUACGGGGUCAGGGAAGAGGCGCCCGCCGACGAGCAGCAGGUGGUGGAGGAGCUGCACGUGGACGUAGACGAAUCGGAGGCGGCCGUCACCGUCAUCAUGUCCGACAACGAUGAGAACAGCGGCUUCUGCCUCAUAUGCAAUACCAACUUUGAGAACAAAAAGGAACUGGAGCACCACUUGCAAUUUGAUCACGACGUAGUCUUGAAAUAAACUACCAUUGCCUACAAUAAGUUAUUGUAUCUCCCUAGUAUAUCUCCACUUCUUUGUACUUGAUUAUUGUAGAUGGUCGCCUACAAAAAUAUAAUUUACUUGUAUUCGAA